CGCGACCUAGCGGGUGUACCGGCAGCUCCGUGCGCUUUGCAGCUCCUCUCAGCCAAGGUCCCGACUUGGCAGCUCCGGGCGAUCCGACGCAGCGUCCGGAGGCUGUCCGGAAGGUCGGGCUGGGCGAGCAGGGCCAGGACCCUGCGCUCUCUCGGCCGCUCAGUCUCGAACCCAGCCCCUGGCAGCCACGCCGGACGCGCGCUCGCACUCCCACUCGGCGCGCGGCUCCGGGGCGCGAUGGACGCGGCACUGCUCCACAGCCUGCUGGAGGCCAACUGCAGCCUGGAGCUGACAGAAGAGCUGCUCUUGGACGGCUGGGGCCUGCCCCUGGACCCCGAGGGUCCCUACUCCUACUGCAACACGACCUUGGACCAGAUCGGGACGUGCUGGCCCCGGAGCGCGGCCGGAGCUCUGGUGGAGAGGCAGUGCCCCGAGUACUUCAACGGCGUCAAGUACAACACGACCCGGAGUGCCUACCGAGAGUGCUUGGAGAAUGGGACCUGGGCUUCACGGAUCAACUACUCACAGUGUGAGCCCAUUUUGGAUGAUAAGCAGAGGAAGUAUGACCUGCACUACCGCAUCGCGCUCAUUAUCAACUACCUGGGCCACUGCGUGUCUGUGGCAGCCCUCGUGGCUGCCUUCCUGCUUUUCCUGGCCCUGCGGAGCAUCCGCUGUCUGCGGAACGUGAUUCACUGGAACCUCAUCACUACAUUUAUCCUGCGAAAUGUCACGUGGUUCCUGCUGCAGCUCAUCGACCAUGAAGUGCAUGAGAGCAAUGAGGUCUGGUGCCGCUGCAUCACCACCAGCUUCAACUACUUCGUGGUGACUAACUUCUUCUGGAUGUUCGUGGAGGGCUGCUACCUGCACACGGCCAUCGUCAUGACCUACUCCACCGAUCGCCUGCGCAAGCGGCUCUUCCUCUUCAUUGGAUGGUGCAUCCCCUGCCCCAUCAUCAUCGCCUGGGCCAUUGGCAAACUCUACUAUGAGAAUGAACAGUGCUGGUUUGGCAAGGAGCCCGGCGACCUGGUGGACUACAUCUACCAGGGCCCCAUCAUCCUCGUGCUCUUGAUCAAUUUUGUAUUUCUGUUCAACAUCGUCAGGAUCCUAAUGACAAAGUUACGAGCAUCCACCACGUCGGAGACGAUCCAGUACAGGGUUUCUUUGUGUCCGUCUUCUACUGCUUCUUCAAUGGAGAGAAGAAGUGGCACCGCUGGCAGGACCAUCACUCCCUCCGAGUCCCCGGGGCCCGGGCUGUGUCCAUCCCCACGUCACCCACGCGGAUCAGCUUCCACAGCAUCAAGCAGACGGCCGCUGUAUGACCCUCAGCACCCUCACCUCGCCCAUCACUCCACCAUCGGGACAGCCUCUCCAUCCUCCUCCAGCACCUUUCUCUGGGUUCCCCUGGCUGCGCAGGCUCUGAUGGGGCAGAGGGAGGGGGGAGACCAGCUCUCCAGGCCGGCAGGAGGGAGGCUAUGGAGCAGCACAAGGGGCUCUCGGGAACCAGGGCCGGCUGGACCCCAAGUCUCAGUGCGAGAGGGAGCUGAGCCGGGAAGUCACGGGAACCCCCGGAGGAGAGCGUGUCACAGGGCUUCAGGCAUUGCCCACACCAGCCUCUCUGGCUGGAUCCUCACUGUCGCCCUGUUCACAGAUGAGGAAACUGAGGCCCAGAGCCAGGGAGGGUCUGCCCGAGUCACACAGCUAGUUCAUGACAGACCUGGGGCUCCUUUGCCCCACUCAUGGCAAGGGUCUUCCCACCAGCGGCGGGGUGAUGGUUGGUCCCACCCCCUGCCUUCUGCCUCUAAGUUCUGUGGCGCCCUCUGCAGUUGGAGGGAGGCACAGCAGCUGGAGUAAGAUUCAUUCCACUGGCUUCGUCCCUGGGACUCUCACUUAGAGAAGCCUCACCUAUACCCCAUCCUCCUGCCCCUCGGACCCUUGGAAGGAUGCUGCCUCCUUUCCUGAGAGCCCUCUUCUCAGCCUAGUCCACCGAUUCAGGGCCUUGGGGAGGGGCAGGUGGGGAGGAAGAGGUUGCCAGGGCAGCCGUACACGCUUAGACCAACCAGAUACACGGUGUAGGACGAAACGGGGAGGAGACACGUGGGGGACGACAGGCUGGGAGAAGGAGUAGGGUAGAAAUAGCAGAAACCAAAGUACGUCUUUGGUGACUGGAACUAAUCCCUCAGCCCACACCUGAGACUGGGCUUCGGCCUCCCCUUCAGAAACAACAUCUCCACUGUCUGUGAAAUAAACUGUGCCUCUGUGGAAA
Delphinapterus leucas (beluga whale) is the source of this 2263-nucleotide messenger RNA. It is a transcript of the gene CRHR2, whose product is annotated as corticotropin releasing hormone receptor 2. Gene Ontology annotation, molecular function: G protein-coupled peptide receptor activity; peptide hormone binding; corticotrophin-releasing factor receptor activity. Lineage: Eukaryota; Metazoa; Chordata; Mammalia; Artiodactyla; Monodontidae. The record is from RefSeq and is a predicted model, not a curated record. Gene Ontology annotation, cellular component: dendrite; axon terminus; plasma membrane. Gene Ontology annotation, biological process: long-term synaptic potentiation; adenylate cyclase-modulating G protein-coupled receptor signaling pathway; cell surface receptor signaling pathway.